UGCUCUGACCGCUGCGAAGUCGGGACACGGAACCGCCUCCACCGGUCCCCCUUCUGGGCCACUGAACCGCCUCCGACUCCGGAGAUCGAAGUUUCUGAUUUCUUCGGUGAACGGGGAUGAGUUAUAGUUCUGUCAUGGAAUCACAUCGCCAGCGAACAAGACGGCGGAGGAGGAAGCAGGAGGAGAUGGUGAGGGAAGCAAUUUGGUCUUCAAUUCGGGGGCAUUCUUGUCCGAUAUGUUUCAGAAACCUCGAAGAUCAUUAUAAGGAAGUUGCGAUUCUCUCCGUGUGCAUGCACGCCUACUGCAUCGAAUGUAUUCGCAAAUGGAGUGGCUUGAAAAGAAAGUGUCCUCUCUGUAAUGCAAACUUCAGCUCCUGGUUCUGUAAACUCAGUCUUUCCUCUGGAGAGUUCCAGAAAGAGGUGUUGCCCUUUGAGGGUUUGACCAGCAAUUCUCAUCGAGAAAGUGUCUCAGCCCGUACAGCUGCUCCUAGACUUAUUUGUAGAACAAGAGUUGCUUUAGAUGAAAGGCGAACUAGGGCACUGCCAUGGCGGCGAUCAUUUGGACGUCCUGGACAUGCGAGUCCAGAAGUUGCUGCUCAGAGGAAACUUGAUUGGCGUGCUAGCAUAUACAAGAAGCAUCUGAAGGCUGUUCCUUUAAGCUCUAGCUAUCUUGAGCAGAUUAAAUCAAAAAAUAGUUUUUCAAGAGAAAAAACAUUACAAAAGAUUGAGCCAUGGAUACGGAGGGAGCUACAAGCUGUGCUUGGCGACCCAGAUCCAACUGUUAUAGUUCAUGUGGCAACCUCACAGUACCUUGCAUGGCUGGAAGAGAGAGUUAGUUCUGGACAGCUUGAUGUUGAAGAGAGGUUUAUAUCACCACUGCGUCCUUUCCUGCAAGAUAAAGCUAGGAUCUUUUGGCAUGAAUUAAGGUGUUAUGCUGAGAGUUGCUACAAUAUUGAAACAUAUGAUGCUGUGGUUGAAUAUAGAGACCUGGAGUGAGUGAGGAGAGAAUGCCUCUACUACUAUUCAUCUAUCAGUGUGGGAGGAUGGAAAUUGUGGUGACAUAGUCUUCCAGAGAUCAUGCCAAAAUAGGAAUCUGCUUGUACUUCUACCCAGCCGAUUCCUGCUUUUUAAGAUGCAUUUCAUUGGCAUUUGCCUGAGAAUUCCAGUUGGAUGGAAAUCGGAGGUCGUGGAUCCAAUCUGUCUCAGUUACUUCGAAGCUGGCUUCUAG
This is a messenger RNA of Neltuma alba, 1227 nucleotides long. RefSeq names its product E3 ubiquitin-protein ligase Topors. Lineage: Eukaryota; Viridiplantae; Streptophyta; Magnoliopsida; Fabales; Fabaceae. The coding region runs from base 117 to 995 and encodes 292 amino acids. The transcript is spliced from 5 exons. The record is from RefSeq and is a predicted model, not a curated record. Gene Ontology annotation, biological process: protein monoubiquitination; protein polyubiquitination. Gene Ontology annotation, molecular function: ubiquitin protein ligase activity.